Suricata suricatta (meerkat) is the source of this 4139-nucleotide messenger RNA. RefSeq names its product tumor protein p53 binding protein 2 (gene TP53BP2). The transcript is spliced from 18 exons. The record is from RefSeq and is a predicted model, not a curated record. Gene Ontology annotation, molecular function: p53 binding. Bases 113 to 3496 code for a protein of 1127 amino acids. Gene Ontology annotation, cellular component: nucleus. Lineage: Eukaryota; Metazoa; Chordata; Mammalia; Carnivora; Herpestidae. Gene Ontology annotation, biological process: signal transduction; regulation of apoptotic process.
GAGGAGCAUGGCAUUGAGGGUUAGAGCCCAGCCUCUGCUGCCCGAGUGUGUAUUCCAUGUACAAGUCAGCCGAGUUUUACCCUAACAGUUGAUCUGCUCAUAUACCUUGUCGAUGGAGACUUCAGGCCAUAGUAUGUUCCUUACCGUGUUCCUCAGUGACAACGAGCAGCACUUCACCGAGGUCCCUGUGACCCCCGAGACCACGUGCAGAGAUGUGGUGGACCUGUGCAAAGAACCUGGCGAGAGCGAGUGCCACCUGGCUGAAGUGCGCUGUGGCUCCGAGCGUCCAGUGGCCGAUGACGAGCGGAUGUUUGAUGUUCUGCAGCGGUUUGGAAGUCAGAGGAGUGAAGUUCGUUUCUUCCUUCGUCAUGAACGUCCCCCCAGCAGGGACACAGGGAGUGGACCAAGGUCUCAGGACCCAAGUUUAAGAAGAAACGGUGUAAAAGUUCCUGGGGAGCAUCGAAGGAAGGAGAAUGGCGUCAGCAGCCCCAGGAUGGACCUGACUCUCGCUGAGCUCCAGGAGAUGGCAUCUCGUCAGCAGCAACAGAUCGAGGCCCAGCAGCAGAUGCUGGCCACCAAGGAGCAGCGCCUGAAGUUCCUGAAGCAGCAGGACGAGCGGCAGCAGCAGCAGGCCGCAGAGCAGGAGAAGCUGAAGAGGCUAAAGGAGAUUGCCGAGAGCCAGGAGGCCAAGCUGAAGAAGGUGCGCGCGCUGCGGGGCCACGUGGAGCAGAAGAGGCUGAGGAACGGCCGGCUUGUGGAGGAGAUUGAGCAGAUGAACAGCUUGUUCCAGCAGAAACAGCGGGAGCUUGUCCUGGCCGCGUCCCGGGUGGAGGAGCUGAGCAGGCAGCUGGAGGUGCUCAAGAACGGCCGGCUGGACGGCCGCCAUGACAGCAGGUCUGCCGCGGCCGAGCUCGACCGCCUCUACAAGGAGCUGCAGUUACGAAACAGGCUGAAUCAGGAGCAGAAUGCCAAGCUGCAGCAGCAGCGGGAGUGUCUGAAUAAGCGCAAUUCAGAGGUGGCGGCCAUGGACAAGCGUGUCAGCGAGCUUCGGGACCGGCUGUGGAAGAAGAAGGCGGCGCUGCAGCACAAGGAGGGGCCCCCGGUUUCAGCUGAUGGAACCCCGCCCCCACAGGGGCUGCCGGCACCCAGUCGCGUGGCCGCUGUGGGCCCCUACAUCCAGUCGUCCACGAUGCCCCGCGUCCCCUCGAGGCCGGAACUCGUGGUGAAGCCUGCUCUGCCGGACGGCCCCGUGGCCCUGCAGGCCUCGGAGGGGCUGCUCCGAGUGCGCACACUGCCCACCCCACGGUCUGCGGCCGCCUCCCAGACCAAAGGCUCUAAAAUCCAUCUGCUCAGCUCUGACUGGAGCCCCCCAAGUGCAGACUUGGCCACGAGCCAGCCCUCUGGUCCUGCACCUGCCAGCUCUGCGCGGGCCCCAGACCAAGUUGAUGAUGGAGAGGUUCCCCUGAGAGAGAAGGAGAAGAAAGUUCGCCCCUUUUCCAUGUUGGACUCCGUGGACCAGUCAGCCGGCCCAGCCCCCUGUGGGACCCUCAGGAAAAACCAGAGCAGUGAGGACAUCUUGCGGGACGCUCAGGCUGCGAAUAAAAAUGUGGCGAAAGUACCACCUCCUGUUCCGUCAAAACCAAAACAGAUUAAUUUGCCUUAUUUUGGGCAAACUAAUCCGUCACCACCAGAUGUUCAGCCGGAUGGAAGCCCUCAGCAGUCAGCCGCCGUGCUCGCAUCGGUGGGGAAUAAACCCAAAACUGCAGGGCAGCAGAGGGGCCUGCUGUCGUCCGGUGUGUCUUCCGCUGGCCAGGGCCCGGCCCUCGCUCCAGCGUGUAAACAGGAAAGUCCGCCCGCAGCUGCCGUCCGACCCUUCACUCCGCAGCCUUCCAAGGAUGCCCCUCCUCCACCCUUCAGGAAGCCCCAGACUGUGGCUGCGAGCUCCAUAUACUCCAUGUACACACAGCACCAGUCCCCCGGGAAGAACUUCCAGCAGGCGGUGCAGAGUGCAUUGACCAAGACCCAUUCCAGAGGCCCGCACUUCUCCAGCGUGUAUGGCAAGCCUGUGCUGGCCGCCGCACAGGGCCCGCAGCAGCCCGAGAACAUGUACCCGGGUGAGCCCGGCAGUCCUGAGCUGGAGCCAGAGCCCGGGGCACCAGUGCAGGAGAGCCAUGAGAACGAAAGAAUUCCUCGGCCCCUCAGCCCCACCAAAUUACUGCCAUUCUUGUCCAACCCCUACCGGAACCAGAGUGACGCUGACCUGGAAGCCCUGCGGAAGAAACUGUCCAAUGCCCCUCGGCCGCUGAAGAAACGGAGCUCCAUUACGGAGCCAGAGGGCCCAAAUGGGCCGAAUAUCCAGAAGCUCUUGUACCAGAGGACCACCAUCGCCGCCAUGGAGACCAUCUCUGUCCCCUCGUAUUCGUCCAAGCCGGCUCCAGGGACAGCUGACUCAGAAGGCUCAGGAGAAAUCCAGAACCCGUACUUGCACGUGGAGCCAGAGAAGGAGGCGAUCUCUCUGGCUCCCGAACUGGUGUCCCCAGAGGAAGUGGGAGGCGCCAGCUCAGAGAGCAGUGACAUGCCAGCUCCUUCCCCAGGCCUGGACUGUGUGCCCGAAGGAGUCCCAGACAGCAGCCCACGUUUCCAGAACAGCACAGAGGACCUGAGCGCCGAGGCUCCACACCCGCUGGAGGUGUACCUGGAGGAAUACCCCCCGUACCCGCCCCCGCCAUACCCGUCCGGGGAGCCCGAGGGGCCCGGAGAGGAUGCUGGGAGCCUGCGUCCCCCCGAGAUCACGGGGCAGGUCUCUCUGCCUCCUGGCAAAAGGACAAACCUCCGUAAAACUGGUUCAGACAGGAUUGCCCAUGGCAUGAGGGUGAAGUUCAACCCCCUAGCUCUGCUCCUGGACUCCUCUCUGGAGGGGGAGUUUGACCUUGUGCAGAGGAUUAUCUAUGAGGUUGAGGACCCCAGCCUGCCGAACGACGAGGGCAUCACCGCCCUUCACAAUGCCGUGUGCGCGGGCCACACGGAGAUUGUGAAGUUCCUGGUGCAGUUUGGUGUGAACGUGAACGCCGCAGACAGUGACGGAUGGACGCCGCUGCACUGCGCUGCCUCCUGCAACAACGUGCAGGUGUGUAAGUUCCUGGUGGAGUCCGGAGCUGCUGUGUUCGCCACCACCUACAGCGACAUGCAGACUGCCGCUGACAAGUGUGAGGAGCUAGAGGAGGGCUACACCCAGUGCUCACAGUUCCUCUACGGAGUGCAGGAGAAGAUGGGCAUCAUGAACAAAGGGGUCCUGUACGCGCUGUGGGACUAUGAGCCUCAGCACAGCGACGAGCUGCCCCUGCGAGAGGGGGACUGCAUGGCCGUGCUGCGCCGGGAGGACGAGGAGGAGACCGAGUGGUGGUGGGCACGCCUGCAGGACCAGGAGGGCUAUGUGCCACGCAACCUGCUGGGGCUGUACCCGAGAAUUAAACCCAGACAGAGGAGCUUGGCCUGAAACUUCAGAAUUUUAGUUUCUGAAGAAUUGAUGUCUUACGAGUAAGAAGUAACGUGAUUGUUUUUGGCAAGCGUUUCAGAAGACUUUGCUGACAACGUCGCUCAAAAGCAAUGUGGAAUGUUCUGGAGGGACAUGAAGGAUUGGAGUUGGCUCUCUGAGAGGGACGCUCGGCGUGAUGAGCUGGCUGUUCUGUGCUGGGAAGCAUGUGCCACGGAGCAGAGGACAGAUGGACAGUGAUGUCCCGUUUGCCCUGAGAGAGAGAAGUAGGGCCGCUCUGUGUCCCGCCCACACGGUGUUUGUCAGCACGUCCCCUGCGCCUGCCUCACCGGGAAGGACCAGAGCCAUCUCGGUGGCCCCAGGGCCUCGGGACACAAGGGCCACCCUCACAGAACUACGUGUGGGCGGUCCUUUGUGAUAGGACUUUGUAGCGUCUUCGGAGUCACACGUGAAAAACAUUGGUCCCAGGCCGCUGCACAGCUGACUAGAUGGAGGGUCUGGUUUUUAGGGGGAAUUUAAAUCUGUAUUUAUUGUCUUUUGUAUCCUGGACAUUGGAGACUUGCUAUAAAGACUUAACCAUGAAAUUUGUCAAGAUCAGAGCUGACUUUAAAAACUAUCUUAAUAAAAUUAAACUUUUUGAAUCCAA